Messenger RNA from Trypanosoma conorhini, 5163 nucleotides. RefSeq names its product methyltransferase. The record is from RefSeq and is a predicted model, not a curated record. Gene Ontology annotation, molecular function: RNA binding; tRNA (guanine) methyltransferase activity. Lineage: Eukaryota; Euglenozoa; Kinetoplastea; Trypanosomatida; Trypanosomatidae. Gene Ontology annotation, biological process: tRNA methylation. The transcript has a single exon. Bases 1 to 5163 code for a protein of 1720 amino acids.
AUGGAGGCGGGGUUGGAAGCCGUGGUCGCCGCGCUGCAGGGGCGGAUUGACCCGAGCCGACCCUCCCCUCAUCCGUCGCGGGCUUACGGCAUUGCGUGGGAGUUGGUACAGGCACUGGCGGCGGCGGAGCGGCGGCGUCAGCUGCUGCGCCUCCUCACACUCUUUGAGCAGUGCCAGGAGGACUGCACGGCGGGGCACGUUGUUUCCGCAGGGGCGUUGGUGUCUGCCGGCGGCCUCGUGUCAGACGACGACGUGCGUCGCUGGGAAGGGGCGAUGCAUUCGAUGCUUUUGGCCCACCCGUCGUUUGCGAAGGACGUCGUCUCGGCUGUUUGCUUUUGCGUUGCGCAGAUGGCCGUGCGGUACGGCUCCGUCGCGUUGGUCGGGGCGGCGGGGGCGUCACUGCAGAACGUUGCGGCGACCGCACGUUUGCCGGAGGAGGUUGCGACGGAGCUGCUGGUGGAAUGCGCCGACGCCCUUGUGAAGGCGCACCGGGAGGAGGGGGAAGGGGCCGCAGACGCUGCGGAGCAAGAGGAGUUGGGAGGAAACGAUGGGCUGCGGGAUGCAUUGAUUGGGUACGCGUUGGACGCGCUUUCCUGCAGGCGCUGGGCUGUGGGGCUGAGUUCUCUUCUUUCCCGCCGCGUGCUGAUACCGCUGCUCCUCUGCGGCGGCCACGAGUCCCUUGGCAGCCACCAUGCGCGCGUCCAGGCGCUGCUGCGCUCCCUCGCAGCGGAGACGGCGCGGCAGGAGGAGGUGGUCGUCCUCACCGCGGCCCUUUUUGAGUAUUUGUUUCGCUUUACUGACGGCGACAAGGACCGCGACCACCGCUGCUCCCCGCAGCUGUGGAACACGCUCCAUGCGGCCUUCUGGGAUGCCCUGACGUGCGACGCGGACGCGGGACGGCGCGGCAACAUGCAGUUGCGUGUGGAAUACCUCUUAAAGCGCAUCGUGGACCUCACGCAUGAGCAGGCGACGCGGAAGACGUGGGAUGGCAACGUCUUCUUCCAUGAGUACUUUGUCUGGACACCCGCGGUGAGCCACAACCAGUGGGGGUUGUUCUUUCUUGUUGCCGAGGCCACCAACGAGUUUGGGCUGCACAUCAUUCAACCCGCCCUCCCGAAGCUCGACGCCCUUGUGGAGGCGUUGACGCAGGACGCUGCGGCAUGGGCCGCCGUCAAAGCUGGCGGCAACGACGACGCAGUGACGGCGCGAACGCACUUUGUGAGCGGCUUUCAUCCGGCGUGGGUGGAGCUGCUCUUUUUGAAGAUGCUGCUGCAUCCAAACACGGCCGUCCGCAAGGCCGGGCUGCGGCGGCUGUGGUCGCUGAGCACACCGGUGCUGAAGCUCUUCUCAAGCGUGUUUCUCUUCACCAACGCCGUGGAGGCAGCCGUGGACUCGCGUCUUUGCGCCGAGGUCGACCGCGCGCCGCAUGUGGCGAUAUUCUCCAUGGCGAAGGGCUUUGAGGGCGCCGAGGUGCGUGCGCUGGGGGGAGUGGCGGGACCACUUGCGGAUCAACUUGAACGGUUUUACGCGCGCGUUUUUCGGGAUGUCUUGCGCACGGCGCAGGAACGCAAGGAGGCCAUGUGCCGCUUCUUGCAUGGCUUUCUGCAGCGUCCCAGCGUGUACGGCGUGACGAUGCUGCUGCGUCUUCUCCACGGCGUUGCGGAGGCUCUGUCGCUUGAUGCUGAGGAGAGGAGUCGCGAGGCGACCGUGGAGAUGGUCACCGCUACAGAGUUUCUGCAGACGCUGCUGCUUGUCUUGCGGGACGCGGCACAUGACGGCGUUCCGUUUUGGCUUGAUGUUCGUCUCAGCGCCGUGGCCUUUAGUGCGCUUUUGCACUUUGCCCGCAUCGAUCCCGCGGUGGUGCGCCAGUGCGACGGCUUCUGGAAGCUGCUUUGCGUCUGUGGUCCUCUGGGGAGUCCCGGCGGGGGCAGCGCCGCCGCCAUUGACGCCGUCGGCCACAUUGGUGCUCUCGGCACGAGCAUCCACCCCUGCUUUUUCAACGAGCAGCUGCUGCGGAUGUCGAGGGCCGCUCCGUUUGGAGGGAGCGAACUUGGGCUCAUGCGCACCUUGCUGCGAACCGAUCGUCUGCGUGAGGAGGUGCGGCAGUUUCUUCGCCUCGCCGCCUUUGACGAGGUGCGUGGGAAGCAGCUCUUCUUCCUUUGCGGCGCCCUGCACCUGGCAGAGCCGGAGGACCGGCAGCUGCUCGCCGAUGUUGCGCAGGAGAUUGGGACAACGCUUCUAUCCUUUGAGAAGCGGCCGUACAGCCCUGCCGCGUCUCUCCUCACGGCGUUGGUUGCGUUUGUGGAGUUUCAUCAUUCCGUUGGAACAGUGGCGUGCACGCGGUACUACUCGCCGUCGAUGAUCGCUGGGCUGCGUGGCACUCUGCAUACGGUGGCGCUCAGCGCCCUUCGCCAGGCCACCCGGGCGAUGGCGCACGUGAACUCCUUUGAGGAUUUCCGCGAGGGGGCGUGGGCGCUGCAGCACACUGCGGCGUGGGACGUUGUGACGGCGGCUGCCCUCUCUGCAGGCCAAAUCGCCGUUGCCCAUGACCCCGCCGCUGCAACGACGUGGCCGCAGUCGCAGGCGUGCGUGACGGACGCGCUGGAGUUGCUUCUUUUAGACGCCGAUGGACCUCCGGCCGCUGCCGCUGCAGAGGACACGGUCAGAGUGACUCGGCACUUUGCCAAAAUGGUUGUGGCCAGGAAUAUCUCUUGCCUGUUGCAGAGCGUGCUCUCCAGCCUGAUCGCAGUGGAGGCGCCAGGCAGCGCAGUGGAAAACGUGGACACGGCGGAGGUGGCAUGCCGUUUUCCUCCCGGCACGACGGACCCUGUGCAGUGGAUUCGGUGCCUCAUGCGGUGCCCUUCCUUGCGACUCCUGACAUGCGAUGUGCCUUGCCCGCUAACCAGCCUUUCCUGGGCGACGCUCUUGGCACAGUACUAUGGCGGCGUGUACAACGCCGUCUCUGUCCUCUGCGGCUGCGUGGAUCCACAGGAGAGCCAGGAGUUGCUUCUGGAGCUCCAGGACUACGCCCUCGACCACGUCGAACGCUGCUGGGGCACAAACCUUGCAAGUGUGUACGACAUCCUUGCCUGGGUGGCCAACGGCGCGGCGGCCACGGGGCGGGACGCGGGACUCGGCAGGGGCGUGGACCACCGCGCCAUCAUCGACGCCAUGUUUGGGCACUUGAGGGAUGUUGGGGCGAGGGAGCACGGCAGGGUUUCCGCCCUCGCGUUCAACGCCCUCCGCUGCGGUGUGGCGGAGCACGUCGACUUGGUCAAGUCACACAUCGCAAGGGCGCUGCGCGAUGAGGCGGAUUCGGAGCGCUCGGUGUACAUGGCGGCAGUGACCAUAGCGACGGAGGUGCUUCGCGACCCCGCGGCGAACUGGCCGCGCCUGAAGGAUCUCCUCCUGCACGUCGCCGUCUUGUACAACUCUGGGCGCGACGAGGAGGGCUCGGAGAUGAUGGUGGCGGCCACCGAGCCGGUGCUGCUCCUGUGGCCCGAGGCCCUGCGCGUACAGUACCCGCCAACCGUGCGACUCUCGGCGGUUGGCCGCGCCCUCGCCAUCGCCACCAUCCUGUGGUGCUGCCACCUGCGGCAUGACUGGGCGACGUCGCUCACGCUGGAGCUGCUGGACUGGAACACCAGCCACGUCGCCGUCAAGCACGAGCCAUGCAUGCCGAAUUCCAAACCCCAUCGCUGUCGUAUUCGUCUCUGGCAGUUGCUUUGCGCGCUGCUUCCGAUGAUUGAUGACGACGCGGCCGCGCAGCAGAGCAUUUUGCGGCGCGUGGUGCAAGCCUGCCUGCCCCUCACCAACAUGGGCAGCGUGAGGCGCCUGAUGGAGGUGUACGCGCUAAAAAUACUGGAGCGCCAGCCCGCGCUCUACACCCUGCUGGAUGCGGCGAUGACAAACUACAGCCUGCGGCCGCAGGUCUGCGGCAGUUAUCUCCUGAUCAUGGCGCACAUGAUACUGCGGCAAAUUCGCGGGGAGGUGGCCUGCGUGGACGGCCUCUUUGCGGCGCUGCUGCAUCGUCUCUUUCAGCAGAGCACUUCGCACCAGCACCUGCUGCGCAUCAUCUGCCACGUUGGGCUCUACCACAUCCACGCGGCCUGCGCGUCGCGGGGGGUGACGUUCCCUCCUACGGAGGAGAUGGUCUUCGACUACAUUGCCCGUGCACCCGAGCAUGUGAAGUUCCGCGACAAGCACGCGGAGCAGCUCUUCUUCAACCUGGCGGAGGCCUGCAGCCCGCGACAGCUCUUCUGCAUUCAGCGGAGGGAGGGAAGCACCAUUCUCAUGGAGAGUAUACCGGCCGCCGCCUUUGAGCGGAUGCGGUUUCUGGACCACGAAUUUCGCUGUCUCAUCGGGGCGCUAAGCCCGGUGGAGAUGCUUCGCGUGCGACGCAUCUCAGACCGCAUCGACAGUCGCCGCCUCCUCGAACCCUUCAAAAACUUUCCGUACAUCCCACACACGGCGGCCCACACGACUUACUGCGUCGAUUACACCGCCGAGGCCGUGGCACUUCUCAUGGAGGACGGCAGCGAGAACAAAAAAAACAACAGCAGCAGCUGCGGCGGCGGCAGGGACACAAAUAACAGCGUGGGCGACGGGGAUGAGAACAUUCAGCGGAAGGUGACGCCGUGGUGGAAUAGCCUGGUCUACAAUGAGCUCCACCCGCGGGCCCUAAAACACAAGAAACGACAAACCAUUAUUGUGGUAAGUUCGUUGCUGCAAAACCCUGUGAACGUCGCCGGCCUCUUCCGCUGCGGUGAGAUCUUCACGGCGGAGAAGAUUGUUGUGUCCGACCCGGCCGUCUUUGAGCACCCGCACUUCGUGGCCGCCGCGCGCAGUGCCGAGCUAUGGCUGCCGUGGGACGCCGUGCCGGCAAAAAGUCUGCCGCCAUAUUUGGAUUCCCUGCGGCGCGAUGGUUACACGCUUAUUGGCAUUGAGCAGACGGCAGGAAGCGUGCCAAUGGCGUCGUAUCAGUUCCCCAAGCGCGCUGUUAUCCUCCUCGGCGCGGAAGGCCACGGCGUCCCUGCGGAGCUGCUACCGUUACUGGACGUAUGCGUGGAAAUCCCACAGUUUGGACUGAUUCGUUCGCUUAACGUGCACGUCACCGGCGCCUUGGUGCUGUACGAGUACACCCGACAGCACCUUAUGAGUUAG